This is a messenger RNA of Mollisia scopiformis, 1953 nucleotides long. RefSeq lists its product as uncharacterized. The transcript has 2 exons. NCBI's taxonomy places the organism in Eukaryota, Fungi, Ascomycota, Leotiomycetes, Helotiales, Mollisiaceae. The coding region runs from base 1 to 1953 and encodes 650 amino acids. The record is from RefSeq and is a predicted model, not a curated record.
AUGGGGCAGAAUAGGGUUGAUACCAUGAAGGAGGUUCAGGUGCCUCUUCAUCCGAUCCCGUCUAUGCAGGAAGCCUUCGCGGAGUCGAUGCUGGAAGCCAAUGAAGCCACGACGCCGAAUGUGCCCAAGAAUCGACCGGGCAAUGCGGCUGCGAGGAGGAAGUUGUUGCUAGAUCAAGAGACGAGUGAGGAGACGCACGCUGGGAGGUGGAAACAACGGCCCGGGCAGCAGUACCACGAGCUAUGGAAAUUGAUGGCGCAGAUCUCGUUCGGCGUAUAUCUGCUGAUGAAGGGUAUGGCGAAAGACGACGAUCAGGUUAUGAAUAUUUUGCAGGGACAUGUGGAUGAGGUAGAUGAGUUUUUGGAGACGACGUUGGAGGAUUUCGAUUUGGCGCAGGAGGAUAUUGAGGAGCGGUUGAAGUUUUUGAAGCUGCCGUUGGAGAAUAUUAUUAUAUUCGAUGCCAUGCUCGAGGAUCGGAAUUUCAGGUUACAGAUCGUCAGCGGGAAUGAGCGGAUCGAGCAUGUUAUCACAAGGACAGCAACGGCCAUGAACGAUGCGUUGAAGGAUGUACAACAGGGUUUGGAUGCGUGUAAAGAGUUCACGAUAUAUCUCGCCGAGGAAGAGAAGAAUGCUAUUUGGAUGAAGGAGAGACCAGAUAUGCAAAAGGUGUUCGAUGCUAUGAAGGGCAACGUCGAAGGAUGGUACAAAGCCUACGUUUCACUACAGACGAAAGGGAACCAUCUUGGGGUAGCAUUGGUACAACUGGGUUCAAUAGUGGCAGAAAUGGAUCGUCGAGCGGGGGAAAUAAGUAGGAAGUCAAGGUUCUCUACAACCCCGACUUCGAUCCCAAUCGCUUCACCCCCAGCUUCCCCACCCCAAUCAAAAGAAAUGCGUCAAUCCAUGCUGAAGAAUCUUCCGUCCGACCCGAACCUUAUUACUCCUGCUAUACGAGCCACCCUCCCCGCUUUCCAAUUGGUUCAGGAUCGUGAACGAACUCCAUCGGAGAGUUCAUCUGAAGUUGAACCACCAGAGCCGGAUUUCAUCCUCAAACCAAGAACGUAUAGUCCUGCCCCUUCUCCGAAACCUCCUGCGGUAGAAGAAGCACCCCCUGAACUCACUAAACGAUCCUCGCUACGGAAACGAUUUUCGAUGAAACGAAAAGAAACUCCAGCAGAUGUCCCGAUCAAGGUGGAACCUCCUGAAGAUGAUUAUUGGGGUCCAAGACAACGGGUUAUGUCCUCAGCGGCGAGGGAAAGAGCAAGAGAGAUUUCAAUUCAUGAACAACAAAAAAGACAGAGGGAGAGUGCAAUGAAUGAACGAUACGAACGACCACGAGAAAUUUCCAUAGACCACCGACCUCGCGAAACCUCCCUAAAUACCCCUCCAUCACGAGGCCUCGACUCAGCCUACUGUUCCGACUUCGAAAAGACAUCCUCCCCUUCAGCCGCCCCACCACCCAACAUCCCUCUCUACCAAACACACUCCAAUACCUCCCGUCCCUUCCACCAAAAUCCAAUCCCAAGCCCUUUAUCAGACAAGCAAUUCUUCCGCCCCGUUCAAGCAUCCCCCAACUCGCCGCUCCAACGCCCAUGGACAGCCGGCCCAUCGAAUCCCCUACACAUGCACAGCAACUCCUCAACCUCAAACCUAUCCCAACGCGGCAACUACCACGCACACACGCCUUCACAACUCGGCAAUCGCCGCGGAGCCCCGUCCGCGAUGGGGAUGAGCGUUAUGAGCGAUAUGACGAUGAUGACGGAUGCGGAGACAGGCAAGAAGGUCAAGAAGAAGAGGAGCGCGUUGGGGUGGUUGAAGAAGGCGUUUAGUCUGAGUGAGGAGGAGAAGAGGGCUUUUGAGGAGAGGAGGGUGUUGGCGGAGCGGGAGAGGGAGAGGGAGAUUAGGGUGCGGGAGCAGGAGAGGAGGAGGUGGGUUGAUGGGAAGAGGAUUCGCUAG